Messenger RNA from Apis laboriosa (Himalayan honeybee), 351 nucleotides. RefSeq lists its product as uncharacterized. Lineage: Eukaryota; Metazoa; Arthropoda; Insecta; Hymenoptera; Apidae. The record is from RefSeq and is a predicted model, not a curated record. The coding region runs from base 1 to 351 and encodes 116 amino acids. The transcript has a single exon.
AUGAGUGAUAUAAUUGUAUCAGAAUUUACGAACACCCACAACGCCAUCGAUGCGAAAAUUAUGGGUUUCUUAAAUCCAAUUAUGCACCAUCAUGAUUUAUUACAAAGUUACGUGCGAGCGCUCGCGGAAAACAUUUCAAAUUCAAAACAGUUUGAGGAAUCGGAUUCAAAUUUCAGUAAAAUUUCAUCUUCUUUAGAACUUUAUCCCAAUAUUGAGUCUACCGAUGAUAAACAGAACUAUAUUAAUAAUGACAAGAAAAAGAAGAAAAAGGAUAAGAAACAACAAAAAGGAAAUAAGUCUAAUAAAUUAUCAAUCGAAUCAGAAAUGAAUAUUCAAAAAAGAAAGAAAUGA